AUAGAGUUUGUUGGACCUGAGAGUAGAUGUAAAGGUAGAGAGGAGGGAAUCAGAUGAUGGUGGAGGAUAUAGAAUAGAAUAGAAUUACUUUAUUGAUCCCAAACUGGGAAAUGAAUGUGUCACCUGGCAGAAACCUGAAGGACAGAGACUCAUAACCAUCCCCGCCUGCUUUGCCUAACUUCAUCUGAUAGCAGGAGGAGAGGACUAACCACACUUCAGCUCUGAGUUGGGAAUCUACCCUCUUUGGCCAGAUGAACAAAGCAAGAGAACCCAGAGGGAAACUGUUCUUCCUGUUUGUUUCUACUAUGGUUUCUACCAUCCUUUUCAUUCUCUAUGUCAUUGGCACAUCCCCUGUGGAGUACAUUUCCCCCCCAAGGCUGCAGGAGCCUCCGAAUGUAUGCCCUGUGGGGACUGCCGAGCACACCAUCACCCCCCUGAACAACACUGACCACUUCCUGGUGUCAGCCUUCAUGGACCAGAGAGUGAAAGGAUUUGAUUUACGCAUUAUUAGCAUAUUUAAAACAAACUCCGCCAAACCUCUUUACUGUCUUUUCUGCUGUGCAGGCCAGUUAUCAAAUACAACUCCAACAAACAUUUUACAACAUAGAGAAAACUUUGGUUUUCUCUUUGUCACUACGGAUAUCAUGUGUCAGAUUCCUCAAAACUGCAACGCUACACAUGUUACUCUUCAGACUAAGCCAGAAAGAGUGAAGGCAUUGGACCAGCUUUGGCUUCCUAUAAGAAACCAGAAGACCAAAGGGAAUGAGGAGAAAAAGUUGCAGUUUAACUUCACAGUCUGUCUCUCUAAUUUGUUUGGAGGAAUCAACAACGUGCUUCAGUUUGCACAAUCGCUGGAGAUGUACAGGUUGCUAGGUGUUGACAGGGUGGUGAUCUACAACACCAGCUGUGGCCCAGAACUGGACCUCCUGUUGCAGAGCUACAGCAGGACAGGCUUCCUGGAGAUAGUUCCUUGGCCGAUCGACUUGUUUCUGAGUCCAUCUUGGGGCUGGCUCUACUCUGUGAGCGGGGGGGACAUGCAUUACUUUGGUCAACUGGCUACACUUAACGAGUGUGUUUACAGAUCCAUGGACCGGUCGCGUUACGUCCUGUUGAACGAUAUUGAUGAGAUUAUAAUGCCAUACCAACACAACAACCUGAUGUCUCUGAUGAACACACUCCAACAGCAGCAUCCAAAGACAGGUGUGUUCCUCAUUGAGAACCAUAUCUUCCCCAAGACUGUUUUCGAGCCAAGCAAGAGGUUUCAUCUACCUAAGUGGGACAAAGUGCCAGGGGUCAAUAUUCUGGAGCACAUCUACAGGGAGGACCCCGACAGAACAAAAUAUCACCCGCACAAGUUAAUAGUUCAGCCAAGGUUGGUGGAGCAGGUUUCUGUGCAUGCACCGCUCAAGGCUUUUGGAACCACAUACAAAGUUCCCCCAGACGUUUGUCGGAUCGUUCACGUCCGUGUUUCUCUGAGGGGAAAAUUGGAUGCCAAGGAGCUCAAUGAGGAUACACGCCUGUGGGACUUUAACGAAAAACUAAUUCCCAAUGUUGACAAAGCACUGGAGAGAGCAGGGCUGCUGAGAUCAGAACCUGCCCUUUAACAGGUUAUGUACUUCAAGGUCUAGAAACGUCAACUGAUCAUCUGUUCUAAUGUAACUCAGUUUAGUCUUGAAACCUUUCUGUGUUCUAAUCUCUUUCUAUUUU
Labrus mixtus (cuckoo wrasse) is the source of this 1707-nucleotide messenger RNA. RefSeq lists its product as uncharacterized. The transcript has 5 exons. The coding region runs from base 252 to 1604 and encodes 450 amino acids. The record is from RefSeq and is a predicted model, not a curated record. NCBI's taxonomy places the organism in Eukaryota, Metazoa, Chordata, Actinopteri, Labriformes, Labridae.